Molecule: messenger RNA, 1904 nt
Organism: Astyanax mexicanus (Mexican tetra)
Lineage: Eukaryota; Metazoa; Chordata; Actinopteri; Characiformes; Acestrorhamphidae
Gene: pnp5b
Product: purine nucleoside phosphorylase 5b
Exons: 6
Coding region: 190-1092 (300 amino acids)
Biological process (GO): nucleoside metabolic process
Cellular component (GO): cytoplasm
Molecular function (GO): purine-nucleoside phosphorylase activity
Source: RefSeq, a predicted model, not a curated record
UGCAGGAGGAAGUGACUUAAAUUUCUCCGCCAGACUCGGAAACUCCGCUCAUUCUUCUCCGCGGAACGAGGGAAACAGACCGGGCUCAGCUCAAGUUCAGCUGCUUUUACCUCUCUAACCCCUCAGCUAAUCAUCCAGCAGCCUCCUUUCUUCUGUUAUUGGAGAUUUCAGCUUUAAUUUAGACCUGCAAUGUUUCCAGAGUCGCUUUCAGGGUACGGCUAUGAGGAGUGCAAGGCGACCGCUGACUGGCUCCUGGAUCAGGCUCCAGUGCGCCCCCUUGUGGGCAUCGUGUGCGGCUCAGGCCUGGGGGGCUUGGCUGACAUGCUGAAGGAUCAGAAGAUUUUCAACUACGGCGAUAUCCCCAACUUCCCCAAGAGCACAGUGCAUGGUCAUGCUGGCCGGUUGGUGUUUGGCACUCUUAAAGGAAAGCCGUGUGUUUGCAUGCAGGGAAGGUUCCACCUGUAUGAAGGAUAUCCCAUCCAAAAGAUCACCAUGCCCAUGCGCAUCUUUAAGCUGAUGGGCGUCAAGACGGUCAUCUUGACGAAUGCUGCGGGCGGACUGAACCAGGACUACAAAGUUGGAGAUGUCAUGAUCAUCAAAGAUCACAUCAACAUGCCAGGGUUUGCUGGAAUCAAUCCCUUGUCUGGACCUAAUGAGGAGAGUUUCGGCACUCGUUUUCCAUGCAUGUCGGAUGCGUAUGACAGGAAGCUGCAGCAGCUUGCUCAGGAGGUGGGGGCGGAGCUUGGCUACUCUGACUUCCUCAGGGAGGGCGUGUAUUGUGUGCUGGGAGGGCCGUCCUUCGAGACCAUCGCUGAGUGCAGAAUGCUUACCCGCUUAGGCGCUGAUGCUGUUGGCAUGAGCACAGUCCACGAGGUGAUAGUGGCUCGUCACUGUGGAAUGCAGGUCUUUGCUCUUUCCCUGAUCACCAACCAGGCCGUGAUGGACUACGACAGCCACGAGAAGGCCAAUCACGAGGAGGUCCUGCAGACCGGAGAGCAGAGGUCCCUGCAGCUGGUCAAGCUGGUGUCCACAAUGGUGGCUCGCCUUGACGUGGCUAGCGACUACACAAAUGGCGAGGCACAUCAUUGUUAGCACUGUGCUGCACCGAAAAAAAAAAAAAUAUAUAUAUAUAUAUAUAUAUAUAUAGAUCAGAGUAGAAGGCCCAUUGGGAUAGAACGACCAGCACGUUGCACUGCUAGCCACUUGCACUCCAGCCAAGCUUUCAGUCGCCCUUAUGAAGAAUCAUUAGAACCGUUUAUGUUGGGUGCUUACACUCUGGAUCUUGCUUAUACUGUAUUUCUGAAUGUUUACAUUCCUGAGGGAAACUAUGUUCUGAAGAACGUUUAUUUAAUGUAAUGUAAUGUAACGUAAUGUUCUAAAGCAGCCGCCCCAAAGCCAGCACAGUCACAGUAAUGGACACUGUAACGUCUAUAGAAAGAAAAGUACAAUUGUUACAAUCUGUUAUUAUCUAAACAGAUCCUUUGAAUGAUUACCCCUUACAUUAUUUAUUAAAUGUAUUAAUCGUCUCACCUGUUCCAAAUGUAACUUAAAAGAGCAAAAAAGUGAAAACUUUUAAAAAGUUAAUGUAAGACGUGCAUUGUUAAAGAUGUAAACCUUCUAAUUUUAUUUAUUUAUUGUUUUUAUUUUUUUAAGUCAUAAGUCUUAAGUCCACAAUUGGAUAUCUACCAGUAAUGUUCAUUCUCUUUAAGAACUAUUUAAGUAGUUUAUUUAUGUUGUUUUAGACAGGGUACGUUCUUUGAGUGUUUUUACAGAGAUGUAUUUUAUGUCUGAUGCUUAAUUAAUAAUAAGAGGUGUAUAACAUGAGAAGAACGAGGUUGUGGGGUUAUAUAUUUCCUGCUAAUUCACAAAAAAUAUGAAGAUAUUAAAAAUCAGAUUAAAGUGAA